This is a messenger RNA of Calliphora vicina (urban bluebottle blowfly), 457 nucleotides long. RefSeq lists its product as uncharacterized. NCBI's taxonomy places the organism in Eukaryota, Metazoa, Arthropoda, Insecta, Diptera, Calliphoridae. Bases 61 to 369 code for a protein of 102 amino acids. The record is from RefSeq and is a predicted model, not a curated record. The transcript has 2 exons.
AAAAACCCAUUGCAAUUCCAACUUAAUCAUCAGUUUUGAUAUAGCUACAAAAAGUAAAACAUGAAUAAAGCCAUUGUUAUAUUUGCUUUGCUUGUAAUAGUUUUGGCUUGCACAGAAGCCUCCAAACGCCCUAAUCCUCAACGUCCCGAUUGCCUGAGACUGAAAUGUGAUAAUCCGAGUAAAAAAUUAAUUUGUGUACGCAGCAAGAAGAACAAUUGUGUAUUGUUAACAGCCUGUCAAGUGAGUCGGGUCAAUUGUCAACGUGGUCCUCUAAAUGUAUUAGCCAGAGUUAGUUCUCGUCGUUGUGCUGGCAUGAAACAUGGUCAAAAGAUGCGCAAAUGUCGUCCUGCACCCAAGAAACGUGGUUAAAUUUAAAAUGCUGAUUAUUAUGAUGAACUAUUAUGAUCUUUGAUUGAUUUGUUGGUGAAUAAAUAAAAUGUUAAAAUUUUCAAAAAAA